Messenger RNA from Dictyostelium purpureum, 174 nucleotides. RefSeq lists its product as uncharacterized. The coding region runs from base 1 to 174 and encodes 57 amino acids. NCBI's taxonomy places the organism in Eukaryota, Evosea, Eumycetozoa, Dictyosteliales, Dictyosteliaceae. The record is from RefSeq and is a predicted model, not a curated record. The transcript has a single exon.
AUGCAAUUUGUAGUUUGUCAAUGGGCGCUAUUUUCCAGUAUUUCAUAUAUUGUGGCAAAAAAGAUUAUUCCAGAAAUGAGAGCUUUCAAUAUAAAGGUCCAAUUAAUUACAAUAUUUCAGAUUCGGUUGAAUUUUUUUCAUUUAUACUCCUCGAAGGAUUAUCAGGUUAUUUAA